This is a messenger RNA of Phyllopteryx taeniolatus (common seadragon), 3390 nucleotides long. RefSeq names its product netrin 1b (gene ntn1b). The record is from RefSeq and is a predicted model, not a curated record. Gene Ontology annotation, molecular function: protein binding. The transcript has 7 exons. The coding region runs from base 283 to 2088 and encodes 601 amino acids. Lineage: Eukaryota; Metazoa; Chordata; Actinopteri; Syngnathiformes; Syngnathidae.
GCAGCCCACCACAUAUGGAAUGGGGCAGACAGAGCCGAGGGUGGCCAGAGGUGUGACAGUGUGUGGACAAACACGGGCAGAGACACUCACCGCCAGCGUUAUUUAUUUUUAUUUAUUUUUUUUAUCAGAAAGAAAAAACUAAAUCCAAGUUUUUCUGUACAUGAACUGGAAAGGUUAUGAUUCAUAUCUUUAGAUGUUUUGCAGCACUCUGACUGGCUGAGGAGGUUUCAUUGGCGUUCAAGUUGUUUCUCUGGAGAAAGUCACCGCGGCGCACGGACUACGAUGCAAAGGAUUUUGGAGGUUUGGCUGACCUUAGUGACACUGUGCGCCCUGGCCGCGGGGGUCUUCGGGGGCUACGGGCUGAGCAUGUUUGCUGCCCAGUCCUCUCCUCCGGACCCGUGCUACGACGAGAACGGCAACCCCCGAAGGUGCAUCCCCGACUUUGUCAACUCAGCCUUCGGCAAGGACGUGCGCGUGUCCAGCACGUGUGGCUCCCCCGCGGCCAGGUACUGCGUCGUGGCCGAGAAGGGCGACGAAAGGACGCGGGAAUGCCACACCUGCGACGCGGGGGACCCAAAGAAAUGUCACCCAUCCGCUUAUUUGACGGACCUGAACAAUCCGCAUAACCUCACCUGCUGGCAGUCGGAGAACUACGCGCAAUAUCCCCAAAACGUCACCCUCACCUUGUCUUUGGGCAAGAAGUUCGAGGUCACCUACGUGAGCCUGCAGUUUUGCUCACCCAGACCAGAAUCCAUGGCCAUCUACAAGUCCAUGGACUACGGCAAGUCCUGGGUGCCCUUCCAGUACUACUCGACCCAGUGCAAGAAGAUGUACAACCGGCAGAACAAGGCGGUGAUCACCAAGCAGAACGAGCAGGAGGCCAUCUGCACGGACUCCCACACGGACAUGCACCCGCUGACCGGGGGUCUCAUCGCCUUCAGCACCCUGGACGGAAGACCCUCGGCGCACGACUUCGACAACUCCCCGGUCCUCCAGGACUGGGUGACGGCCACCGACAUUAAGGUGAUCUUCAGCCGGCUGCACACCUUCGGUGACGAGAACGAGGACGACUCGGAGUUGGCCCGAGACUCCUACUACUACGCCGUGUCGGACCUGCAGGUGGGCGGACGGUGCAAGUGCAACGGCCACGCGUCCAAGUGCGUCAAGGACAGAGAAGGUCAUCUGGUGUGCGAGUGUAAGCACAACACGGCGGGACCCGAGUGCGACAGGUGCAAACCUUUCCACUACGACCGGCCCUGGCAGCGCGCCACGGCGAGGGAGGCCAACGAGUGUGUGGCCUGCCACUGCAACCUUCACGCCCGCCGCUGUCGCUUCAACAUGGAGCUGUACAAGCUGUCAGGCCGCAGGAGCGGAGGGGUGUGCCUGAACUGUCGUCACAACACGGCGGGCCGUCAUUGCCACUACUGCAAGGAGGGAUUCUACAGGGACAUGACCAAGUCCAUUUCACACCGGAGAGCUUGCAAAGCAUGCGACUGCCAUCCAGUUGGAGCAGCAGGGAAGACGUGUAACCAGACGACAGGCCAAUGCCCUUGCAAGGACGGCGUUGCAGGAAUCACAUGUAACCGCUGUGCCAAGGGUUACCAGCAGAGUCGCUCCCCUAUUGCCCCCUGCAUCAAGAUUCCAGUUGCAUCCCCUACAGCGACUUACAGCAGUUACGAUGAGACAUCAGAUUGCGAAUCCCACUGUAAAGCUUCCAAAGGGAAGAUGAAGAUCACCAUGAAGAAGUACUGUAAAAAAGACUACGCUGUCCAGGUGCAUGUGCUCAAAGGGGACAAGGCAGGAGAGUGGUGGAAGUUCACCGUCAACAUCAUAUCAGUCUACAAACAAGGGGAGCACCGCAUCCGUCGUGGGGACCAGCUCCUGUGGGUGCGCGCCAAAGACGUCGCCUGCAAAUGCCCCAAGAUCAAACCCGGCAGGAAGUACCUGCUCAUGGGCUCGGACGAUGACGACUCCCCCGGGCAGAGCGGAGUGGUGGCGGACAAGGGAAGCCUGCUCAUCCCUUGGAAGGACCUGUGGGGACGCCGCCUCCGGAAGUUCCAGCAGCGUGACAAGAGGGGAAAGUGCUAGAGAAAAAAAGGAGAGAGGGAAGGUGGGAGGGAGAAGUGAAGGCAAAUCUCCAAUGGGAUGCAAGGAAGAAGGGAUGACAAACAAAACUGGAAGAAUAAUUCCGAGAAAGAUGCAGAUCCAGUAGACUGAGUGCGGCUGCUCUGAGUUGGGACAAAAGAUGUAAAAAAAAAAAAAAAAAAAAGAAAAGCAGAAGCUCAUUUCAUGGUCAUUCUGUUUCUGUUUGUCUGUUUGCAGAGUUUGCACCUAAUGUUAAAACAAAAAAAAAAAAGUCACUGUUUUACUUGUAAAAAUCCCUUAAUCACUUGUAACCCCAUUUUUAGAAAAUUCCCUGAAUUGAACAUGAAUCUAUUUUACUAUUAAAUGUAAAAAUAAGCUUCCAAACUUUUCUUAAGUGAAAUUGUGAAAGUGUUCGUAGCUGUGGUCUUCUUGUGAGCAGCUCCUCAAAAGCAAGUGUGACCUACAAAUCCAGUUCAUAGUAACAGUAUGUUGUCGUGGUGACCUCUGCAGUGUACAGUAACUUUAUGUGCAUACGUAGACACUAGAUACGUAGAUGGUGUCAUAGCAUCAACUACAUGUAGAAUAGAUACUUCAACCCUGCACUUACUUUGACUAGUGGACUAUUUUAGGACAUAUGAGAUAUGUUCACAUUUUUUUCAAGUGGCAUCCAAAAGGUCAAACAUACAGCAUACUCUACUGUGCCAUUUGAUGCAAAAAUAUCUGUGAUAUAUGUGAUAUUAACUAUUGGAAAGUGCCACUUGUACAGAUAAUGAUGCUUCUUUGCCCGACGAAUUGUUAUUGAAUGUACGCAUUGCUUUUUCGGAUAAGAACCAAACCAUUUAACUGUAUUAAUACCUAACUUGCUUGUUUAGUUUUGUGCUGUAUGUAUAUCACACAUUACAGUAAAAAGACUGUGACAUUUUAAAUUAUGAGUAAGAAAAGUCUCACAGGUCUUUAUUACUGUAUAUAUUCUACUCGACAAGAGUUUUAACAUUGUUCCCAUUUGUUGAUUGACAGUGCACCGCCACACUUUUUUAUACAGUCAAUAAGAGAUAUAUUAUUUUUCUAUGGAAGUCAAAAACACAUUGACCUGCUGAAAACUGGACUUUUGCAAUCUUGGUUAAUGGCAAACAUUGCGUUAAGUUUAACAAGAGCGUACAGGAUAAUUUGAGGGAGCUUUUGUUUUAAAAUACAGCGGUGCCUUGAGAUAAGAGUUUGAUUUAUUCUGUGACAAUGCUCAUAACUCAAAACACUUCUAUCUAAAAUCCUCUUUGCCCAUUGAAAUGAAUGGAAAUGCCAUUUACC